Kluyveromyces marxianus DMKU3-1042 is the source of this 633-nucleotide messenger RNA. RefSeq lists its product as uncharacterized. NCBI's taxonomy places the organism in Eukaryota, Fungi, Ascomycota, Saccharomycetes, Saccharomycetales, Saccharomycetaceae. Bases 1 to 633 code for a protein of 210 amino acids. The record is from RefSeq and is a predicted model, not a curated record. The transcript has a single exon. Gene Ontology annotation, molecular function: protein binding.
AUGAACAUUUGGAUUGCAGCAAGUAACGGAGAAACUGAGCUCGUAGAGAAGUUCAUCAGCCAAGGACAAACUGCAAACUCGAAGGAUGACAAUGGUUACACACCAGUUCAUGCAGCAGCUGCGUACGGACACAUUGACCUCUUGAAGAAACUAGUUCAUGAAUACAACGGAGAUGUUAACAUUAGGGAUUCUGAUGACGAUACCCCACUACAUCACUGCGAAGACGCUAAUACAGCUAGAUUUCUAAUAGAGCAAUUGGGAGCAGACCACAAACUUACGAAUAACGAAGGAAAAACCUGCUUCCAGGUAUGGCAAGAGACUUGCGACGAUAACUUGGAACUACUAAAAUAUGCCGAAGAAGUACUAGGAGAGUCGGUGUUUGGCUCGUCCUUAGGUAUUGACCAAGAACAACUAAAACAAUUCAAGGACAGCAUUAGAUACACAUUAGAAAACGAUCCAGUGGAUGAAACAGACCCAGAGUCCCUAGAACGUAGAAAAAAACUAGAGAGUAUCAUACAGGGGGAAAAUGCCGAGGAAGAACUAGAGCAAUACAUCAGAGACAUGAUUCACAAACAAUUCUUCUCUGGUAAUGCCGAGAACGAUGUUUCAGAGAGCAACAAAAGAAUGAAAUAA